AUGAGGAUACUCUCAUGGAAUAUCAAUGGCAUCAGGACGCUGCCCAAAUACCAUCCAUGGAACACAUUCGAAUCAUGCGAAGGUAUUCUAGAUGAACUGAAGGCAGAUAUCAUCUGCUUCCAAGAGAUGAAGUCAUCCCGUGAGAGCCUACCACGCGACGUCGCGCUCCCAGGGCAUUAUCACUCCUUCUUUUCUUUUCCAGUCAGCAAAGGCGGAUAUAGCGGUGUUGCUGUCUACGCGAAUUCGCGCACUGCAGCCCCUCUCAAAGCCGAGGAAGGACUGUCGGGCAGGCUACAGCUUCAGCCCCCACUCUCCCCCGAGGAACGCGUCUCGCCUUCGUAUCCCUAUCCACACGAUAUCACUGCAUAUCCUGAUGAGCAGGGCGAGGUUCCGGCAACAUUCGAGGGCCUAGACGCUGAGGGACGCGGCCUCGUCGUCGACUUCGGGCUCUUCGUCCUCAUCAACGUCUACUGUCCGAACGAGACUUCGGAUGCGAGGCUGUCGUUCAAGAUGAACUACCAUCUCAUGCUACAGGAGCGCGUGCGAAAACUUAUUGAAGAGGAGCAUCGUGAGGUCAUCGUCCUCGGCGACAUUAACGUCUGCGCGACGCCCCUCGAUCACGCUGAGGGACACUUCGCGAGCAGCCAAGACACCUUCUACGACCACCCUGCGCGCGCAUGGUUUCACAAGUGGCGAAGUCCCAACGGCCCUAUGAUUGACGUCAUCAGGACGUUUUGGCCGGAGCGGAAAGGCCUAUACACAUGUUGGAACACGAAGCUGCAAGCUCGCGAGACGAACUAUGGCGGUCGCAUCGACUACAUCCUCGUCACCAAAGGCCUGCUCCCAUGGAUUAGCCAUGGCGACAUUCAGCCUUCACUGAAAGGCUCAGACCACUGUCCAAUCUACAUCGAUCUACGCGACGAGAUUGUGCUCGAAUCUGGGGAGACCGUCACACUCCGCGACGCGAUGCAGCAGACAGACGUUGCUCGGGACCCUCCCCGGCUCGCUGCCAAGUUCUGGGACGAGUUCUCUGGGAAGCAAACCGUCCUGUCGGCAUUUUUUGGCAAGCGCGCAGUGUCGAAGGAUGCGUCCAACAACGAACAGCAGACCCCUCCAAUACUAUCCGGUUCUCAGCGAGCUGACCCGCCCGGCAACAGCAGUGCUGUGAUGGACGUGGACGUUCAACUUUCGGCGACCCAAUCCGCCUCUCAGCCUAUCGCCUCCACACCCGCACCAUCCCCUGAAGUCUCGAAGAAGAUUAAGCCUCCACAACCGUCGAAACUUGCACCUACAUCAGCCACAAACAAGCGGAAGCCUCUCGAACCCACCGCUAGCUCGUCCAAGAAGCGGAAACAAGUCAAAGGGCAGGCGAGCCUCGCGUCCUUCUUUUCCAAGCCGGCCGCAGCCUCCCCCUCCAAAUCGCGCGAAGUCAUCGAGAUUGAGGACGACGCCCCCACAGCCUCCACCUCCGCACUUGCCCCCGACACCCCACCCCUCAGCCAAGCAGAACAGGACCAGCUCGACGCGGACUACCGCCUCGCUUGCGAGCUCGCGCAGGAGGACGCAGAACCUUCGCCCACGCCAUCGUCCUCCCAGGAUCCCACACAGAAGAAGGCGGCGUGGUCGGAGCUUUUCGCGCCUAUACAGCCGCCGCACUGCACCGUGCACGGCGAGCCGACGAAGAUGUACACCGUGAACAAGCCGGGCCCGAAUAAGGGCAAGACGUUCUUCAUCUGCUCGAGACCCGUUGGGCCUGGGUAUGACAAGGGCAAGAGCGAGCGGUUGAGGGAAGAGGUCGACCACCGCUACCGUUGCAACUACUUCAAGUGGACCAGCGAUGUCAAGAAAGCGUCUCUCCGGGAGCGAGAGCGGACACGCACAUUGUCGCAGGGCCCUUGAAACCCCUUCUCCCGCAACCUCACUUCACUGGAUCCCUUCCACGCCAUGUUUUCGUUGUUGUCGCACCCGUACAUACGUUUAGG
This is a messenger RNA of Trametes versicolor FP-101664 SS1, 1982 nucleotides long. RefSeq names its product DNase I-like protein. Gene Ontology annotation, molecular function: DNA-(apurinic or apyrimidinic site) endonuclease activity; zinc ion binding; double-stranded DNA 3'-5' DNA exonuclease activity. The coding region runs from base 1 to 1899 and encodes 632 amino acids. Gene Ontology annotation, cellular component: nucleus. The transcript is spliced from 6 exons. NCBI's taxonomy places the organism in Eukaryota, Fungi, Basidiomycota, Agaricomycetes, Polyporales, Polyporaceae. Gene Ontology annotation, biological process: base-excision repair. The record is from RefSeq and is a predicted model, not a curated record.